Triplophysa rosa is the source of this 3242-nucleotide messenger RNA. It is a transcript of the gene lamp5, whose product is annotated as lysosomal associated membrane protein family member 5. Gene Ontology annotation, cellular component: membrane. Bases 100 to 2592 code for a protein of 830 amino acids. The transcript is spliced from 7 exons. Gene Ontology annotation, molecular function: protein binding. The record is from RefSeq and is a predicted model, not a curated record. Lineage: Eukaryota; Metazoa; Chordata; Actinopteri; Cypriniformes; Nemacheilidae.
UUAUAAUCAGCCCAUCCACUUCACAACAACACAUUGUGCUAAUGAUAUUCUCGUUGUCGUGGCAACUCCAAAGCUUCACGGCUUAUAAAACGCCAGGAGAUGUGUUUGGGAGAGAGGUUCGGGUUGAACGUCAGCAUGAUGAACCUCUCGGACCCAAGCAGCUCCAAAACCAACACCAGAUUCCUUCUGGACGCCAUCUCCAAAGAUAAGAUCCACCUCACCAGAUUUAUUUUAGAUGCGCUGGAUGGUGAAAUUAUCGACUCAAAGACGGAAGGGAUGCAGACGCCUCUCAUCUCUGCCGUGUUUCUCCAGGACGAGCAGGCGAGGAGCAGGUUUAUGAAUCUUCUGUUGCAGCGGGGUGCGAGCGUGAACUGCCCGGAUGAGAGAGGCCGUACGCCGCUGAGUUACGCCUGCGAGAUGGGAUGUCUGGACGCCGUGAAGAUCCUGGUGAAAAACAACGCCGACCCUGAGAUGGCAGACAGCUGGGGGAACACGGCUCUCAUGUACGCCGUCGCCGCCGGACGUUCGUCGGUUGUGGAGUUUCUGGUGCGAGCUUUCAAAAGACUGGGUCUUCAAAUCCACCGGCAAAACAAAGUCGGCAAUUCUGCCGUCGAGGUGGCCAAAUAUCUCCGACACACCGAAUGUUUACGGGCUCUGCUGAGUAACUCCAAAACCUUUCACGAUGAUGUCGUGUGUGAACAACUUUCCACAGUGAACAUCAGUGAAGAUAAAGAAAAGUUCUUUGAGCGCAGUGAGAUCCACUCGAGAGAAACUUCAACUGAACGUGAGCAUCGGCUUCUUGUGGGUUUACGGAACAGAAUCCAGUCGAUGGACUCUAUUGAGGAAUAUGAGAAGGAACGUGACGUUUUAUCAUCAUCACAAAGCGACACGUUCUCUGGUGUUUUAACCGCCAAACCUCCUGAGAAACUCUCCCCAAAACACCCAAAACAUGAAGGACGAGUGUCCACCAAGACGCUGCCGCCGUUGUUCAGAAACUCAGUGAUUUACUCCCCCAGACCCUUCAAGACUCCCUCAAGAUGCUGCGUGUCUCCAUCAGGUCCUCUCGGCAUUCUGUUGACUCCCAUUGCAAAAAGUGCCAGAGAGGAACGAGAUCACGUCGAGAAACCUUUCGAUUUUCCCAUCAGACGCUUUGAUGACAGUUAUUAUCAGAAGAGAUGCAGUUUACCCACCAGCGUUCUCGCGCCACCGGCCACCGAGCGUCUGACGUCACGCAGAAGCAGAACUGUGAUGAAAAGCCCCAAAACUGCAGACAAUCCUCAGCCCACAGCUGCUCCUCACGGUACCUUAACUUCACUCAGUACUAAACUGCUGAGGAGAUUUACUUUUCCAGAUUUGAAAAAGAUCGUUAAAGAGUCACGUGAGGUUCACGCGACACGGGCCGAAGCUUUAGAACCAGACGGACGGAGCAUCCCGAGAUCAGAGACUUUUCCCCUCACGAAGAAUCAUCCUCAGGUCGGGAACAAACCGAGUGUAGACAGCAUCAGUGCUGUGAAGUGUGAGUUUGAUUUUCACUUUAAAACCACUUCCGACUUAAGAUCGUGUGACGCAGGACGGGAGGAGAGCACGCGAGCUGCGACAUUGAGAGCGUGGGUUAUGUCGCUUGCGUGGGGGGGGGGAAUGGGGGGUGGUUGGGUUGUGCUCACGCAUUACAGCCGCAGCUGCGACCUCAGAUGCACGAACGGCAUUGCGGGAUCAGGCUGUCCGAUAAACUUCACGAGCAGAGCGAUGCAGCUGCGUCUCUGCACUUCUGUUCAUCUGUUCAUCUUUUCGCCUUCUGCCUGCGCUCUGUCCCGAGUCUCUGCUGAAGCUGAAGUAGAGAAUCUGUCCGGACUCUCACCGAAUCCAGAUCGGGAUAUUUUUGUAGUUCGGGAAAACGGGAGCACGUGCCUGAUGGCGGAGUUUGCGGUGAAAUUUCUCAUCCCGUAUGACGUGCUCGCGCUCAACGGCAUCGAUUUGAUAACGGAGCAGACAACUGUGUCGAUCCCGCGCGGCGCUGAGAUCGCGGGGAAAUGCGGCGCGCGUGAGUCUGAGCUGCACAUCUCGUGGGUUAAUAGCGCGUUCACGUUCCGCAUCUUUUUCUUGAGGGAGAAUCGCAUGAUGGGCAGUGGUGGUAAUGCUGAAGAAACUGAAGUGUGGAAGAUUAAUAAGGUUCAGCUGGUUUACGACACAUCAGAUAUGACACACUUUGUAAACGCUUAUAACCCGGGGAAACACACAGCCAGCACACACCGUCUGUCAGCGCUUGUGACUCCGGCCGGCCGGUCAUACGUGUGUACGGCUCAACAAACGCUCACGUUAAUCUCCACGGACCAUCAGAAGGGAGUCACAGUCUCGCUGUACGACAUCCAGGUUCAGGCCUUCGACAUCAAGAGCGACUUCAUAUUCAGUGAACCGUAUAAAUGCAUGACAGACCAGCGGGAGCAGCUGGAACAAAUGCUGCCUCUGGUGUUGGGUCUCAUCCUUGGUCUCAUCAUCGUCAUCACCAUCUCCGUUUAUCAUUUCCACCUGAAACUGACCGCACAACAGCAACCGCAGGUCCCGCGAGACCGCUCGCUCUACAAGAACAUGUGAACGACACCGCGCUGACGUCACUCUCCCUUUACUUUUAUAAGAAGCGGCUCGCCUGUCAAAUGUCUCAUAGUGUUAUUAGACGUCAAAAAGAUGUUGAAUCACCGUCAUACUGUAAUUCUGUUGUGGAUGAUAUGAAUGUCAAUGUAUAAAAAUAGAGCUGUUGAGAUUGCUUGAAAAAUGACAUAAAGUACACAUGAAAUAUUGAAGAUGUACACGAUAUAAGAGAAAAACAAAUAAUACUGAAGAAUUUCUUUAAAACGAAUGAGCUUCAUUUGUGAUGAGGGUGUAUAAAGUUUUCCUUUGAUCAUUAUGUUUUCAAUCAUAAAUCAUUGUUGAUGUGUUUUGCUUGUGUCUUUGUAAAAGAAGCCACUGUAGAUGAUGGAAGAGUCUGAUCUUUACUCUUCGAGCUUUAAGAGACUCGAGGUUCAGACAUUUAUCUGAAUGCUGCUGAGAAUAGAACAUGACGAGUAGAUGAAUGAAAGAUCAAUACAAGCCAAGCCACCUGGACAACAACAUCUCCUCACUGCAUUAACACAAAUGAGCUUCAGAUCAAUAGAGUAUUGAGCGUUCAGACGCUGACCUGAGAUCUGUGUGAGGAACUGCUUUAUGAGUAAAUAAACACGAAAGUCAAUUUCGAGUCAUUUCUUCCU